AUGAAAGCAAGUCGAGACAUCAUCACCGCCGUGGGGCUUACUGUCCUGUAUGAGCCAGAGGAUCCAAACGCUGCCGUCGCCGAUGUAGUAUUCGUCGCCGGCAUUGGUGGCCACCCCGUCAAGACAUGGCUCUACACACCGCCCACCGAAGUUCCCAAAUUACCUCCAGCUUCCAAACUUCCCCGGAGAGCACGCUCCUUCCGAUCAAAAGACGCCAAGGUCCUCACAAAGCUUAACCCGGCCCUGUCCAAGUCCUCCUCCCACCUCCGCCUUCUCUCCCAAGACAGCAUCCAGACACAGACCGAACAGGAACAACAGCAGCAGCAGGCCUCCUCAGCGGAGCCGGCGCCGGAAAUCUAUUGGCCGUUAGAUCUGCUGCCUCACUCGUGCCCGUCGACGCGUAUUCUCACCUGGGGGUGCAGUACGGUGGCGCCCAAUGGGCGGCUGCAGGCGAAUCAGAAUGAUAUUUUUGCGCAUGCCGAGGAUUUGUUGCAGGAGCUUACAUUGUUGCGCAAUGAGACGAAUACGGUGACGAGACCGGUCAUUUUUGUUACCCACUCGCUUGGUGGUGUAAUUGUGAAAGAGGUCCUCCGCCGCUCCGAAGCCGAUUUUGAAACUCAUGCGCGUGACCUCCUCCCUUCCACCUCAGCCGUCAUCUUCCUCGCCUGUCCCCACCGCGCCAGCGAGCACGCCAAGCUCACCGACGCCGUGCGGUCCAUGGCCAGCGUGUGUCUGGAUAUCCCUGCCGGCGACCACGCGCUGCAGUAUCUCACGGGUACGAGCGGGUUCGAGAUCGAUCUGGGGCGGGAAGCAUUUGCGCGCAUGUGGAAUGAUUAUAACUUUAGGGUUAAGACCUUUCAGGAGAAUUUGCCGGUGGAUGAGAAGAAGAGGCAGUCUGCCGCUGAUUUUGAGGUGAGGAGAGCGUCGAGCGCCAUUGGCGAUCCGAGGGAGAGUGCCGAAACUUUCCAGGCCACCCACCUUGACAUUUGCAAGUUCCGAUCAUCGCAGGAUCAAAAUUACAAGAUAUUGCUUUCUUCGCUGUCCUCCUUUAUAUUAAACGAAACCCACAAACGCCGCGAGUUAAACUCGAAAGAAAAGGAAUGCCUACGAGCUCUCCUUCCUCCCGGCUCGGCCUUCCGAGACACGCAACCCACCGCCUCCUACCCUGGAACCUGCCUCUGGCUCUACGACAUCCCCGAGUUCCAAGCCUGGCACCACCGCCAAAGCGGCUACAAGAACAAGCUCCUCUGGAUCAAGGGGAAGCCCGGCUCGGGGAAGACGAUCCUGCUCAAGUCCCUCCGGAACCGCGUGGACAAGCAGUGGACCUCGGCCGGCAGCAGCGUCAUCUGGAGCGUGGCUGAGGGCCGCGACCUUGACACGGUGUUCUACCUACCUAGUCAGAACAGGCGGUAUGGACCUAACCCAGCGGGGGUGUAUCGCAGUUUAUUGGGCCAGCUCUUUCCCCAGGAUUUGAAGUUGCGCAAAGCCAUGUUGGCGCUAUAUGAGCGCAACGAAAAGUCCGGCGCGGAAACGCCCAUCAGCGACGCCCAGAUCGUAUCCUUCUUCCUAGACGAUUACAUCGACCAAGUCAUCGAAACACCAACGAAACGAACCUUUAUCUUCGUCGACGUAGCCGACGACUGCGGCCCCGCAUAUCUCCAAGACCUUCUAGGCCACCUCGCUCAAAUGGCGCGUAACUCCGACUUUAGCAUCUGCAUCGCCUCCAAUCACUACGCAAGCGUCCAGCACCACGACACCAUCGAGGUUGUCAUGCGCGAGCACAACACGGACGACAUCCUCCGGUACAUAAGCCUCAACCUCAUCGCCGAGUGGGAGGACCGGAACAUCACAGUGCAUCGGAUCGCUGAUAAAGCCAACGGCGUGUUUCUGUGGGCAGAGAUUGUCGUCAAUAUUCUCAACGCCGCUAUUGAGGAGGGCGCUAUGCAGGAGCUUAUAGACGAUACCAUUGCUGAGCUCCCCGCCGAGAUCGACGGGCUGUACGAGUGGAUCCUGAGCACGCUUUCUCCUGAGGAGAAAGAUGACGCACUCUGCUUGAUGCAAUGGGUCAUCCUCGCCUCCGAGCCCUUACGACUAAACGACCUUCGCGUAGCCGUGCGCCUCACGCGGCCCUGGAACCCGCAGAAAUCGUCCCCCCUCGCUGCGUUGCAGGUCCACCAACCUCCCACAUCGAUCCGGCACAUCCGCCGCCCGGGGAGCGCCACCUUCGAAUCACCCUACCAAUUCCACCGCUUCAUGCGCUCCCGCUCCGUCGGACUCCUCGAACUCAAACCCGACACCCGCGACGGCGUCACGCACGAACCGCUCGGUCUGCAACGCGUACAAGUCAUCCACGACUCCGUACGGAGCUUCUUCCUUUCGGGCAGGGGAUACGCCUGUCUCGCGGGUGAAAAAGCCGCAUCGACCGCGACAUUUCCCGACGCCGCGCAUUACGUCCUGCUGAGAGCUUGUCUGGAUUACCUCAACAUGUCGGAUUUCGAAUCUCUUGGCAAUGGGCCGCUGUCACCGCAGACACCGCCGACGCCAUACGAGGCCGAGAGUAAAUUCUGGCGCAGGAACGUGACGGAUCAACGGAACCUCGUCAUGUCGUCUUACCCGUUCCUGCAAUACGCCGUCGACAACCUUCUCUACCACCUUCUCUCCCCCUUACCCUUCCGCUACUUCUUCCCACAGAUGGCUCUCCUCAGACUCCUGUCCUCCAACCGCUCCCGUCUCUGGCGGAGAUGGACGUCCCUCCUCGGGGCGACGACGCCCUCUACCAUCCUCUCCGCGUCUAAAUCGGCUGAAGAUCUCCUUACGCCUUUAUACCCCGCCCGCUUCGCCCUCGAACGUGUCCUCCGCACCCUCUCCCGCCUGUCUUCGCCCCCCUCCCCCACAGCAGAGGCACCUACGUCUCCUUCCUCAGUCCUAGCGAGCAGUAGCAGCGCCAUGGGCCUUUCGUCCCCGCGGUCCCCUUUGUCACCAAUCACGCCCAGAUCCGCGAGCGAAGUCACGACGCUGUGGAGUGCUGCGAGGGGCGGCGCGAGCACGGGAACGGGAACGGGGUUCGGGAGUUUGAGGACGCCGCUUACGCCGCUGAGUCCCGGGGGGGAUUUUUUGAAUUUGGGGGUUUUGUGGGAGGGGGAGGAUGGGAAGAGUCAUGAGCAGGGGUAUGUUUUUCGGGAGGUGAGCGCUUAG
This is a messenger RNA of Scedosporium apiospermum, 3195 nucleotides long. RefSeq lists its product as uncharacterized. The transcript is spliced from 5 exons. NCBI's taxonomy places the organism in Eukaryota, Fungi, Ascomycota, Sordariomycetes, Microascales, Microascaceae. The record is from RefSeq and is a predicted model, not a curated record. The coding region runs from base 1 to 3195 and encodes 1064 amino acids.